This is a messenger RNA of Kazachstania africana CBS 2517, 801 nucleotides long. RefSeq names its product protein disulfide isomerase MPD2 (gene MPD2). The record is from RefSeq and is a predicted model, not a curated record. The coding region runs from base 1 to 801 and encodes 266 amino acids. The transcript has a single exon. Gene Ontology annotation, biological process: protein folding. Gene Ontology annotation, cellular component: endoplasmic reticulum. Gene Ontology annotation, molecular function: protein disulfide isomerase activity. Lineage: Eukaryota; Fungi; Ascomycota; Saccharomycetes; Saccharomycetales; Saccharomycetaceae.
AUGAAGUUUACAUUUUUAGUUGCUAUUGGCUCUUUUAUCGUCUCUGUAUAUUCCAAAGGUGUCAUUCCAAUAGAGUCAAUAAGUCAAUUUUAUGAUAUUGUAGAUAAUGAUAAGGAUGCAUAUACCCUAGUGAAAUAUUUUGCCACUUGGUGCAGUCAUUGCAAAAGAUUAAAGCCCAUAUAUGCCAAAUUGAGUGAGAGUUACGAAGAUAAUGACGUCAAUUUUGUAGAGGUAGAUUGUGAUAAAUUCGGCAAUGUGCUAUGUACUGACAUACCUGGUUUUCCUAUGGUUCAAUUAAUUAAACCAACGAAUGGAGUUACUCAACAAGAGGAAAUUGAAGAAUCUAGAAAAUCGACUUGGGGUAAAAUUAAAAGUAAGUUUUCUGGAAAUCAGAAUAAAGAGGAUGUCAUUGAAGCGGAUAGAAUUGUGACGUACGAAGGGAGCAGAGAUGUAGAAAGCUACAAAAGCUUCAUAACGACAGUUAAAUACAACAGCGAAUUAUCAAAAAUAAUGGAAAAGAUCAUGAAUGAAGAUUAUGAAUGUGGAACGUCCGAAGUUGAGUGUCAGGAGGGCAAAAAAUAUCUCGAUGAAAAUGAACUAGUAAAGGACUUUUCCACACUAGAUAUCAACCUUUCUAACACAGCACAAGAGCGUUCAAGGUUGGAAAAUAUCAUUAGAAAUGCAGAUAUGAAUGAUGAAGAAGUGAAGGAAAAGGUAAAGAUUUUGAGAUUCUACACCAGAUUACUGAAUUAUAUCGAAGAUCUAGCGCAAAAUCAGACACAAGAACACGAUGAAUUGUAG